AUGCCAGGCUUCGAGUACCACCGCGAGACCGAAACCGUCCAGCCCUCGGCAGACACUCCCCCCGCCUCCGAGCCCGUCUCCCCAGUGAGCGGGUCCCAUGAGGGCGUGUAUUACAACCCCCGCCUCGACCCCAAGAACUUCCUUGAGGGCCCUCUCUCCCACAACCCCGCCACCCGCCUCCGCCAAAUGCUCGCGCGCCCCGGCAUCGUGGUUGCGCCAGGAAUCUGCGAUGGCAUCAGCGCGCGCUGCGCCCUCGAGGCUGGGUUUGAUUGUAUGUACCAAAGCGGCGCUGCGACGACCGCAUCGCGCCUGGGCAUGCCCGACGUGGCGAUCGCCACCCUCAACGACUUUGUACAGAGCGCGCAGAUGGUCUGCAGCCUCGACCCCACCGUCCCCGUCAUCGCGGACGCGGACACCGGAUUCGGCGGGCCCGCUAUGGUCGCGCGCACAGUGACGCAGUACGUGCGCGCCGGCGUGGCUGGCUUCCACAUCGAGGACCAGGUGCAGACGAAGCGCUGCGGGCAUCUCAUGGGCAAGCAGGUCGUCUCGCGCGAGGAGUUCCUCCAGCGCAUCCGCGCCGCGGUCAUCGCGCGCGACUCCAUCCCCGGCGGCUCGGACUUUGUCAUCAUCGGGCGCACCGACUCGGCACAGGUCCUCGGCAUGGAGGAGGCCGUCACGCGGCUGAAGCUUGCGGCCGACGCUGGUGCGGAUGUGUGCUUCAUUGAAGGUGUGAAGACAGCAGAGCUCCUCAAGGACACCGUCGCCGCCCUCGCGCCUAAGCCGGUGCUCGUCAACGUCAUCUCUGGCGGGCUCACGCCGUCGUUCACGUGCCAGGAGGCGGAGGCGUUGGGCGCGAAGAUCAUCAUCUUCUCCCUUGUUUCAUGUGUCGCAGCGGUCCAUGGCAUCCGCGAGGCAAUGCGCUCGCUGAAGAAAACCGGCACGGACUUCUCGUCCGCACGGGGAAUGGACCCGAAGGCAUUCUUUGAAGUGAUGGGUCUCAACGACGUCAUCUCACUUGAUGCGCGAGCGGGCGGUACCGCAUUUGAGGUCGUCUAA
Molecule: messenger RNA, 1056 nt
Organism: Fibroporia radiculosa
Lineage: Eukaryota; Fungi; Basidiomycota; Agaricomycetes; Polyporales; Fibroporiaceae
Exons: 7
Coding region: 1-1056 (351 amino acids)
Molecular function (GO): catalytic activity
Source: RefSeq, a predicted model, not a curated record